Messenger RNA from Salvelinus fontinalis (brook trout), 5476 nucleotides. It is a transcript of the gene tbcd, whose product is annotated as tubulin folding cofactor D. Bases 1260 to 4841 code for a protein of 1193 amino acids. The record is from RefSeq and is a predicted model, not a curated record. Gene Ontology annotation, biological process: bicellular tight junction assembly; microtubule cytoskeleton organization; tubulin complex assembly. The transcript is spliced from 39 exons. Gene Ontology annotation, cellular component: lateral plasma membrane. NCBI's taxonomy places the organism in Eukaryota, Metazoa, Chordata, Actinopteri, Salmoniformes, Salmonidae. Gene Ontology annotation, molecular function: beta-tubulin binding; GTPase activator activity.
UGAGUUGCAUCCCCCUUUUGCCCCCAGUACAGCCUCAAUUCGUCAGGCCACGGACUCUACAAGGUGUCAAAUGUGUUCCACAGGGAUGCUGGCCCAUGUUGACUCCAAUGCUUCCCACCGUUGUGUCAAGUUGGAUGUCCUUUGGGUGGUGGACCAUUCUUGAUACACACAGGAAACUGUUGAGCUUGAAAAACCCAGCAGCGAUGCAGUCCUUGACACAAACCGGUGCGCCUGGCACCUACUACCAUACCCCUUUCAAAGGCACUUAAAUGUGUCUUGCCCAUUCACCCUCUGAAUGGCACACAUACACAAUCCAUGCCUCAAUUGUCUCAAUGCUUAAUUUUUUUUUUUUUUUUACCUGUCUCCUCUCCUUUAUCUACACUGAUUCAAGUGGAUUUAACAGGUGCUAUCAAUAAAGGAUCAUAGCUUUCACCUGGAUUCACCUGGUCAGUCUAUGUUAUUGCCAGCAGCAUACCACCCUGCAUACCACUACUGGCUUGCUUCUGAAGCUAAGCAGGGUUGGUCCUGGUCAGUCCCUGGAUGGGAGACCAGAUGCUGCUGGAAGUGGUGUUGGAGGGCCAGUAGGAGGCACUCUUUCCUCUGGUCUAAAAAAUAUCCCAAUGCCCCAGAGCAGUGAUUGGGGACACUGCCCUGUGUAGGGUGCCGUCUUUCGGAUGGGACGUUAAACGGGUGUCCUGACUCUCUGAGGUCAUUAAAGAUCCCAUGGCACUUAUCGUAAGAGUAGGGGUGUUAACCCCGAUGUCCUGGCUAAUUUCCCAAUCUGGCCCUCAAACCAUCAUGGUCACCUAAUAAUCCCCAGUUUACAAUUGGCUCAUUCAUCCCCCUCCUCUCCCCUGUAACUAUUCCCCAGGUCGUUGCUGCAAAUGAGAACGUGUUCUCAGUCAACUUACCUGGUAAAAUAACGGUAAAUAAAAUAAUAAAUAAAUAGAUAAAUGGAAAGAGCAGGCGUUGUUAAUGUUUUGUUCAUUCAGUGUAUUUUUGUUAAUAUUUUCAUAAUAUACAUGAGGUGAGAUAAUAUGUCCACCUCUGAAUAUGUCUGAUGCGUGAACCUCUUUGGUGUGGCGCGUCCCUCAUUAACGAAACGCUUUUUUGUCCCCAAUCGCAUAACGUACUGUAGGGUGUACAAACGUGCAAACUUCACAACAGAUAACAUACCUCCGCCACUGCGUGAUCAUCAUUAUCUGAAGUUAUAAUAAUACAUUUCCCGGACAGAAUUUUCACAGCUACAGGCAAGUAUAAUGGCCCAGACCGACAUGGAUUCCGGGGAGGAUGGAGGCGGCGGCGGGGAGCCCGAGGUGAUCGCUAAAGUCAGUGUCUUGGGAGGUUUUACCGAGGGCGCUGAGAUUCGAGCCCUGAUCUCCAGCUUACCAGUGGUUCACGAGAACAUCGUGACACUGGAGUCAGCCAUAGAGAGGUUUCUCGUGAUAAUGGACCGUUAUCAGGAGCAGCCCCAUCUUCUGGAUCCACAUCUGGAGUGGAUGUUGAACCUGCUGUUGGAGCUCAUCAGGAGUGAACAGUCUCCUCCUCUACUGGUACACCUGGGCUUCAAAUUCCUCUACAUCAUCUCCAAGGUGAGAGGGUAUAAGAUCUUCAUGCAGCUCUUCCCCCAUGAGGUGGCUGAUGUCCAGCCAGUCCUGGACCUCCUGUGUCGACAGGACCCCAGAGACCCAGAGACCUGGGAGACCCGCUACAUGCUGCUGCUGUGGCUGUCUAUGACCUGUCUGAUACCCUUUGACCUCUCCCGUCUUGACGGUCACCUGUCCUCUGACCCCAGCCAGACAAGAGAGCCAAUCAUGGACCGCAUCCUGGCCGUCGCCAAGUCUUACCUGAUGGUCACUGAUAAGUCCAGGGAUGCUGCAUCUGUGUUGGUAUCAAAGUUUGUGACACGUCCUGACGUGAAGCUGAAGCGACUAGGAGACUUCCUGGACUGGAGUCUGACCACCAUCUCUCAGGCCAGUGACCAGACCGUGGGAGGUACUGUAAUCCUGGACGGGGCCCUGCAGUCUCUGGCCCAGCUAUUCAAGCAUGGCAAGAGAGAUGACUUUCUCCAGUACGCUCCGGUGGUGCUGCAGUGUCUGGACCAGUGUCAUGUGGCAGAGAGCAGCCAGGCUAUGCUGAGGAAGCUGGGGGUCAAGCUGAUACAGAGACUGGGUCUGACCUUCCUCAAGCCCCGACUGGCCAAGUGGAGGUACCAGAGAGGGAGUCGCUCCCUGGCAGCCAACCUGUCUCUGUCCCAGUCUGGCUCCACAGUAGAGGCUGUUAGCCCAGACAUGGAGACCCAGAGCCAGGAGGAGGACUAUGAUAUCCCAGAGGAGGUGGAGAACGUCAUCGAGCAACUGCUGGGUGGGCUGAAAGACAAGGAGACCAUCGUGCGCUGGUCUGCUGCUAAGGGUAUUGGGAGGGUGACAGGGAGACUCCCCAAGGAGCUGGCUGACGAGGUGGUUGGAUCAGUGUUGGAGUGUUUCAGUUUCCAGGAGACAGACAACGCGUGGCAUGGAGGCUGCUUGGCCCUGGCAGAGCUGGGGAGAAGAGGCCUGCUGGUGCCCUCUCGUCUCCCGGACGUGGUGCCUCUGAUCCUGAAGGCCUUGGUCUAUGAUGAGAAGAGAGGAGCGUGUAGCGUUGGUUCUAACGUACGAGACGCAGCCUGCUACGUCUGCUGGGCCUUUGCCAGGGCCUACGAACCCACCGAGCUGAAGCCCUUCGUCACUCAGAUCGCCUGUGCUCUGGUGAUCACUGCUGUGUUUGACCGGAACAUCAACUGUCGUAGAGCUGCAUCAGCUGCCUUCCAGGAGAAUGUGGGAAGACAGGGCACGUUCCCCUACGGUAUCGACAUCGUAGUAGCAGCUGACUACUUUGCUGUUGGGAACCUGACCAAGUGUUACCUGUCCAUCAGUGUUUACAUCGCCAGUUUCCCAGAAUACACCAGGCCCAUGAUAGACCACUUGGUAGCCAUGAAGAUCAACCACUGGGACGGGGUGAUUCGACAGCUAGCGACAAAGGCUUUGCAUAAUCUGACGCCUCAAGCACCUGAUUAUAUGGCCACAACAGUUAUGCCUCAGCUGUUGCCCAUAGCGCUGGGCAUUGAUCUACACAGUCGCCAUGGCGCCAUUCUGGCAUCUGCCGAGAUCAGCCACGCCCUCUACAAGCUGGCCAAUCAGAACAACAGACCAGUGACGGAGCUCAUCUCUUCAGACUGUGUGGAUGGACUCAAGAGCAUUCACCAGAGGCUAUUUGACAGAAAGCAGUACAGGGGCUUUGGUGGUGAGCUGAUGAGGCCUGCCGUCUGUUCUCUCAUUGAGAACAUGUCCCUCUCCAAGAUGCCGUUCAACGACCACCCUGUCAUCACUGGCUGGCAGUGGCUGAUAGACGACACCUUGAAGAGCCUCCACCUCAUCUCACCUGGACCUAGGGACGGUAUCAAGGAGGCAGCGGUGUCAGCCCUGGCAGCUCUGUGUGAGCAGUACUACCAGCCCCAGCCAGGCAUGGCUGACCCCCAGAUGCAGGAGGUCCUGGUGUCCCAGUAUAUAGCAGGGCUAAAGAGUACGGAGGUAUUGACCCGAUGUGGCAGUGCCCUGGCCCUGGGUUCUCUACCAAGAUUCAUGAUCCAUGGAAAACUACACCAGAUCCUGUCAGGUCUUCAGCAGAGCUGUAGUCAGAGGGAGGUGUGCUUCACAGAGGCCAGGAGAGAUGCUGCCAAGGCCAUGGCACAGGUGUGUGUGGCAGCGGGGGUUUCAGCCCUGGGGGGUUCUGAUUCUGUGGUGUGUGAGGGGAAUGUGUCAGCUGUCUACAGAGCUCUGCUGGACUGUAUGACUGACUACACACUGGACAGCAGAGGAGACGUAGGAGCCUGGGUGAGAGAGGCAGCCAUGACCAGCCUGAUGGAGGUGACUCUGUGUGUGGUGAGCACCGCUCCACAACUACUCUCACCAGACCUGGUGAAUGGUAUGAUGUGUAGCUUGGCCCAGCAGUCAGCAGAGAAGAUCGACCGCUACAGAGCCCAUGCUGGAUCAGUGUUCGUCAGGCUCCUCCAUAGUAACAACCCUGCAGUACCUCACAUCCCCCACCGAGAGGAGCUGCUCGCCAUCUUCCCUACUGAAGGGACAGAGAGUCUGAACUGGAAUGCUCCGUCGCAGGCCUUCCCCCACAUCACCCAGCUGCUGAGACUGCCCCAAUACCAGUACCACACACUACUGGGGUUGACCGUGUCUGUAGGAGGACUGACUGAGUCUACGGUGCGUUUCUCUUCCCAGUCUCUGUUUGACCACCUGAUGUUGAUUCAGCAGGAUAGAGCAGCUCUGGGACAGUUUAGUGAUGCACUGCUGCGUGUCUUCAGAGACAACCUGAGAAAUGACAGGGUGUCUAUCCCCUUCCUGAAGAUGCUGGACCAGAUGCUGGCGAGAGCCUGCUUCGACACCUUCACUACAGACCAGGAUCAUCAGUUCUGUGUGGACCUGUUGGCUCUCUGUAAGGAAGAGAUUAAGAAGUCCAAGGACACUCAGAAGCUCCGCUCCGCCAUCGCUGUGUUCUGUGGUCUGAUCCAGUUCCAGGGAGAGGUCCGUAAGAAGGUUCUGUUCCAGCUGCUGCUGCUCCUCUGUCACCCCUUCCCUGUGAUCAGGAAGACCACAGCCAGCCAGGUGUACGAGAUGCUGCUGACCUACGAUGAUGUCAUCGACCCUGACGUGAUGGAUGAUGUCAUGACGUCGCUGAGUGACACCAACUGGGAGGAGGACGUCGCCACGGUGAGGACCCACAGAAACCAGCUCUGUGAUUGGCUAGGAGUACAGAAGCCCCAGCUCGUUGCCAGGGGUCCUGUCCAGUAGGCCUGGGGGGAACUAUUCUCAGCAGGAACUGAAGAACUGUAGCACAGGAUCCUUCAGGAUGGCAUUCUGUGUGACACAUCACAAAGUACAGCUGUACUUCUAAAAGGUCACAGCCUUCAGUGAUGUUCCUAGACCCACACACUUUGUUACAGUACAUUCCAGUUGGUAUGCUAGUAUGGUCAUGGAAUGGAUGGUAGUCUGGGUUCAUCUGGGAUUCAGCAUUCCUCUGUCUGUCUGUCUGUCUGUCUGUCUGUCUGUGUCUCUCUCUGUCUCUGUCUCUCUCUCUCUCUCUGUCUGUCUCUGUCUGUCUGUCUGUCUGUCUGUCUCUCUCUGUCUGUGUGUCUGUGUCUCUCUCUGUCUGUGUGUCUCUCUCUGGCUGUCUGUGUGUCUCUGUCUGUCUGUCUCUCUCUGUCUGUCUCUGUCUGUCUCUGUCUGUCUGUCUCUGUCUGUCUGUCUCUGUCUGUCUCUCUCUGUGUCUCUGUCUCUCUGUCUGUCUGUGUCUCUCUCUGUGUCUCUGUCUCUCUCUGUCUCUGUGUCUCUGUCUCUCUGUCUGUGUGGUUGUGGAACGUCUUUGAAUGAGAAUGUGGACUGCAAAAGUAAAAAAACUAUCUGUUAAUAAACAAACAUAAACCGCA